AUGGCCCCCCUCAUUCGUGUCAUCGGUUCCCUGAAUGCCGACAUGGUGUCAGUCACACCCCGUUUCCCCGAUCCUGGAGAGACGAUCACUUCUUCAAAGUACUUCACCAGCGCCGGCGGUAAGGGCGCGAAUCAGGCUGUCGCAUGUGGCCGGAUGUCACGACCACAACCCACUGGAGAGGGAAUGAAUGCGAAAAGCGACGUUCACGUCGAGAUGGUCGGCGCUGUCGGCGCGCUGGAUGGCCACUUCUCUGCCCUGCUGAAGCCGACACUUGAGAAGUCCGGAGUCGAUCCGUCGCGAGUGCGAGUCAUUGAGAAUGCAUACACUGGCGUGGCAGUUAUCAUCGUUGACUCGUCUGCUGGGGGUGAAAACCGCAUCUUGUUCUCGCCCGGUGCGAACUAUACGGGCAUGCAGCCCAAACCCGAAGUUCUGGGACCGGCUUUAUCUCCCCCAGUGCCUGAUGUGAUCGUGAUGCAGGGCGAGAUCCCAGUUGACACGGUAAUUGGAAUCCUUCGGGAAGUCGCAGCAUACAAGAAGAAGAACCGCGCUGCUGGCAAGCGCGGCAUUGAGUGCGGGCCCGACGUUAUGCUCAACCCAGCUCCUGCACCACCGGGCGGUCUGCCAGAGGAUGUCUAUGCUGCGGUCGAUCACUUGAUUUUGAAUGAAACAGAAGCGGAGCUGAUGACGCCGCCGACCGAGCAGCUCCUCCGAGUCGUUCCAGACGCCGAGGGGCUGGACGGCAAGGAAAAAGUGGCCCGAUACUUCCACAAGCUGGGUGUGACGUACCUACUCAUUACGCUGGGGGCCAAGGGCGUCUGGUACAGUGCUACAGAUGGAGGGUCCUCUGGCCCUAGCGAUGGGGUCCAGCGCUUUACGAACGAGAUUCCUGCAGCGGCCGUGUCUCAAGUCUUGGAUACCACGGCAGCGGGCGACACAUUUGUUGGAGCGUACGCGGUGAAGGUUGCGCGGUGGCGGGAGCAACGUCGCGUCGAGGACAGGGCGGGCCAGGAUAUCACCGAUGCAGAGAAACCGCAUCGGUAUCAGACUGUCAUGGACGAGGCGAUGCACCUGGCAGCGCGCGCGUCAGCUCGCGCCGUGGAGCGCCAGGGUGCUAUGGAUAGCAUUCCGUUUGAGGACGAGGUGUAA
Messenger RNA from Penicillium cinerascens, 1146 nucleotides. RefSeq names its product ribokinase. Bases 1 to 1146 code for a protein of 381 amino acids. Gene Ontology annotation, biological process: D-ribose metabolic process. Lineage: Eukaryota; Fungi; Ascomycota; Eurotiomycetes; Eurotiales; Aspergillaceae. The transcript has a single exon. Gene Ontology annotation, molecular function: ribokinase activity. The record is from RefSeq and is a predicted model, not a curated record.